AUGAAAAACGGAGUCGUUAACCAAAGCUCCGAGUUUGCCAGCCGGCAGUUCGACGAUCAUAUUCCGGACCUUUUAAGUUAUGAUGCCCUCAAACAGAUCCGUGGAGUACGAACCCAAGCCGAGUGCUUACCCAGCUCAAACAGUCUCCAUUCUGCGAUCAGCUCCCAGAACGCUGAUGCUGUUGCUGAUCUCAUUGAAAAAGGUGUUGACGUUAACGACAAGGUAUCUUCAAAGCGUCUCACUCUGCGCCAGGCUGCCAUUCAACAGUGUCGUGAAAAGCGUCAGCAGUCCACAUUGAAUCGCGUGCGCGAGCGAAUUACUCUGAUCAACGCCCUAUUAGCAGUUCACGAUUGGCGACGCGGUAGCAUCGAGGCACGUGCUAUCCGAGCAACACUGGAAAAGAAUUGUGACGAUUGUGCGCAGUUCCACGCGAAGGAAUUGCACGUCAAGGUUGGCGGAGCAGCCACAGUGGAAGCAGACUCAAUCUGGAGCAGCCUUUAUGUGGAGUUGGACGCCGGUGCUUCAGUGAUGAUUUCCGGACAGGUGAAGCUGACUUCUCUCCUACUGACAUCUGGGAAAACGGUGACGACGACUGUAGAUGCUAUCGUGGCUUUGGAGAUGUUUGGACGCCUCAACUGCACACGAUUUUUGUGCGAUGGAAUUUGGACGGUCGGCGAGAAUUUCGUGCUGGACGCAUGCGGCGACAUACGCUUUGGAAAUCAUUCGUAUAUAGAAACAGAAAAGAUGGAAAUGGUCUCUGGCUCGACAUGCGUAAUUGAUGGUUCAUGGCAGAUCGGGACCUGCUGGAUGCUGAUCGAAGCAAAGCUGACCAUAGGCGCUACUGCUAAGCUUUUCAUAGAAGAGUCGGCUACAAUCGGCGCGCAUGGACUGAUGUGUCACGGCUUUUGCAAUGUGGUCGAGACUUGCGAUCUACAACUGAAGGACUCCGCUCAUUUCUUCCACUCUUCAAAGCUUGAAUGCCACACGCUGAAAUUGGCCUGCGAGCUCCAUUGCACUCUGGGCGGUAUAUGGAUUGCGGAUAAUAUGAAUGUAUAUGUCCGCCAUGAUCUUAUCACCACGUCGACUGGAAAAGCAGCCGUUUUCACACGAGCAAACCUUACGGUUGGCUCCUUUCGGAAUGACUCGCUAUGGCAGGUUGAAAAAGACUGCCAAAUUAUUGUUGGCUGUCUGGAACAAUCUGAAGACGGCACUAUUUUUGUGAAACAGAACCUUGCCCUUUUUGUUUAUCGCGACUCAGUCGGUUGCUUUGCUGGAAGAAUCGUCUGCAGUCACCUAGAUAUGAGGUGUUUCCGACGGUGUCAAUAUGACGGCUACCUGAAAGCGAAUGAUGCAGAAAUCUACCUGCCCUACAUGAAUGAAUCGCAGCUGAUCGCCACUGGUCAUAUGGAUAUCCUUAUCUCACCAUUAACAUUGAAAGGCAACAGUUCGUUUGUGGAAGUCACGCCAACAACCCCACAUCCGUUUCCGGCGUUCAUACUCGACGGCCAGCUGAAUGUGCAUGCCGUAGUUGCUCCAUUUCUUGCAGUCGAGCUUUCUCCAGAAUCAUUGGUGAGGCUUCGCGGCAUUGAGUCGACCAUACCUGGAGCAGAUUUCAAUAUUCUGAUGUCUGUGGGAGCCCUCACCACUGGAAGAAGCAGCUCGAUGUUGUCUGUGGCUGACAAUGUCAAAGCCGAGGGCAUCAUCUGUGCGUCGACGUUCUACCAUGAGGGACAGAUCAGAUUCCAGGCUGAAGACGUGCAUAUACUAACAGGAUCAUUGGUUCACAAAGGGCGUUUGACCAAUUGCGAACACAAGCAGAACCAUGUGAAACGCUGCCAUAUCGUCGUCGAGGAGAUGUUCCUUAAUGAAGGCACACUGGCUUGUAAUGCUUUGGACAUCAUGGGUGAAGGCGUGCUUGAAAACAGGAAUAGGAUCUUCGCCGUCGAGAACAUGGAUAUUCGUUUGAACAACUUCAGUAACGAUGAUGGACUGAUGGAAUCAAAGAAUUCGAUCAAACUACUCUCAGCAACGAAGGAGUGGACGAAGCUAGGCGGUUCUAUCAAAGCCAAGCGCGGAUUCGACUUGUGCGCGCACAAGCUGGAUAUGGCCCUAAACGAUGUGCACAAGCUGAUCAACGAGAAGAAACUCUCGUUCUCAGCGAGAAGCGAUCUGAUUAUUUCAACAAACAUAUGCGACGAAAUGAAGGAGUUUGUCGUUGGCUGUGCAGCCCAGAACUCAGUGGCCAUCAACGCCGUUAUGGAAUUGGACAGAUUGGAGAUACUUCUCGGAGGAGAGCACCAUGUUGAUGCUCCAGUCACAUUCAAAAUGACUACAGAAGCUGAUGUCAGUGUCAAUACACUUGUCAUCAAUGGAUCGGCCAACCACCUUGUCAUAGUAAUUGACGGUGUGCUUCGCUGCAAUCGCGUCAAGGUCGCUGAUGCUUUCAGAAAUGUCACCAUCACCGGAAAAGGAUCACUGGAUAGUCAGCUGGUAGCGGCUGAAGGCUCCAACAUUAACUUCAAUGUCUACCAAAUCUUCCGCACAAACGAGGUGUUUUGCAGGAAUGUGAUUGUGCAGCAAGACUCCCUGUUGCGCCUGAAACCCUCUGACGACCAUGACGUCACCACCGUAUCCUGUGACAGGAUGCUAAUUGAAGGUACUGUAUUCGUCGAGCGCAAACUGCUGUUGGUCUCAAAGAAAUCUGAUACUGGAGAACUACAAAUUCGUGGCCCAAUAAUUGGCACCACGUCAGACAGUGAAGUGUCCGUAGAAAGCACGAAAGUUUCGAUUUCCGGCCAAGUGGCCAAUUUGAAAUUACUGGAGAUUUACGCCCGUGACACGAUUCACUUCUCGAUGGCUAAGCUGAAAAACGUUAGAUCCGUAACUCUGGACUGCAGUGAGCUGAUUCUGAAUGCAGAUGUUGACUCAUGUGACAGUUUAGUUGUGAACGCUGAAGCAGUGAAUUUAUCGGGCACAUGCUCUAGCUCAAGCUCAUCUGGAGGACUUUCCGUAUACUGUAGCUCGCUGCAAUCGUCCAUCGAUGUCAGCAAUAUUACCAAUAUCAAUUUUAGCUGCAGAAGAGCAGCGUUGAUCAGAGGAACUAUUAAGAACGUGGACGAAAUUGAAAUCGACGCAAAGUGGAUCAAUAAUCAUGCCUCACUAGAAAAAUGCCAGAAUGUCAUGCUUACUGCGUGGUCCAUACACAACUGCGGUUCUUCUACACUGAAAAAGUUGAAAAUGACGUCACUCGGAGUUGUAAUCAAUAAUGGCGAGAUAAGAGCUGCUGAGCUCAACAUCACGGCCCCAUUCAUAGUCGCAGUUCAGCCGUCGUCAGCUUUGAUUGCGGAGAAGCUGGAGCUCAACUCUCUCUGUCUUUGCGCCAACAGUGACCAGAAGCUAAGUGGAACGAAUUAUCUGUGGUUUGUUUUCGAGGAGAUGGUCUACAAACCAAAACUGACCGUUACGCAAGCCAAUAGUUGGAAAGAGACUGCUGACAUGAUGAAGGAUCGCUUCAGUAGUCCCACUAUAGAUGUUGAUGAAGUGAUCGUUGGACUGAAAUAUCUCAGCGAUUUGACUGUGACUAAGAUUACACUGGACACCGAUAAUGUGAUAUACGAGGAGCUGUGCAGAAUGACUCAACGGUUCGACAGCGCGCCUAUCAGUCUGUUCAACAUUGCUGAUCUUGUGGCUUUGAUUCAUGGAGCGCGGUCAGCGUUCGCCGUUUCGACAUCUUUGGAAAGGAAUGACGAGAAUCGAAGGCGAAAAAAGAAGAGUUACGGAAGCUCACUCUACGAAGGCCUCGUUCAGUUCAAAUCUGCCAAGUAUGGUAAGGAAUCUCGUGGCUCCUCUGAUACUGACGUUGGCUACGUUAGCCGAAGUUCCAGUGAAGAGUUGGAUCGAUCAAGGUCGCCGAGAUCGCCAGAUAUGCCGGCGUGUAGUUUGUUUAGUGAGAACCAUUUCCACGCCAUCGAGGAAAAAUUGGAAAGGUCGUACGUGAAUGACAUCACUGUUGAAGAGUUGAACGCGUCUUUGAUUGAGCAGGAAGAACUUGCAGAGUUUGAGCUACUUGAACAGGAAAUCGAGGAAGGCGAAGAUGGAUUAGUUCGAACCGAUUAUAUUGUCUGUCGAGAUGAACGUAUACAGUUAGCGCGUCUUCGACAGCGCACGUUUACUUCACAACCUCCUCGACCGAAGCCUCAUUUCCCGAUUGUUAGGGUGCCGUCUUCGAACGAUUUAGUCAUGAAACGAUUGCAGGUAAAAGCGACUUUGUCAAAUCUCGAUCUCCGAUCUUUCGGAAGCGAAACUUCGCUGACUUCGCUCGACCUUACGAGUGCAGGCGAUCUCGGCUCUCCUAUGCAGUUUGCCGCCAGUCCAUUCCAGAGAUCUCGUAUUCCACGAGGUUCAUUUCGCACUUCAAGGAAGCCGACUGCUUUUGGAGUCUGA
Messenger RNA from Cooperia oncophora, 4443 nucleotides. NCBI's taxonomy places the organism in Eukaryota, Metazoa, Nematoda, Chromadorea, Rhabditida, Trichostrongylidae. The record is from the annotation of a GenBank genome assembly.